Molecule: messenger RNA, 1444 nt
Organism: Monosiga brevicollis MX1
Lineage: Eukaryota; Choanoflagellata; Craspedida; Salpingoecidae
Exons: 11
Coding region: 37-1404 (455 amino acids)
Biological process (GO): box C/D snoRNP assembly; chromatin remodeling; regulation of transcription by RNA polymerase II
Cellular component (GO): R2TP complex; Ino80 complex; Swr1 complex
Molecular function (GO): ATP binding; DNA helicase activity; ATP hydrolysis activity
Source: RefSeq, a predicted model, not a curated record
AGUCAGAGUACAGUGUUAUAAACUGCAACCGUCAUCAUGAAGAUUGAGGAAGUGCAGUCCACGACCAAGACGCAGCGCGUCUCCCAUCACAGUCACGUCAAGGGCCUUGGUAUCGGAGAAGAUGGCAAGGCGUUGCCUGUGGCCGCUGGUCUGGUGGGCCAGGACAAGGCCCGUGAGGCGGCAUCCAUUGUGGUCGAUCUGAUCAAGGCCAAGAAAAUGGCCGGUCGCGCCAUGCUCUUUGCCGGUCCGCCAGGCACGGGCAAGACGGCUCUUGCUCUGGCCAUUAGCGCCGAGCUCGGACCCAAGGUGCCGUUUUGCCCCAUGGUUGGUAGCGAGGUCUACUCGGCUGAAGUCAAGCCCACUGAGGUUUUGAUGGAGAACUUUCGUCGUGCCAUUGGCUUGCGCAUCAAGGAAGUGAAGGAAGUGUACGAGGGCGAGGUGACGGAGCUUACACCAGCCGAGCAGGAGAACCCCGUCGGUGGUUAUGGCAAGACAGUGACGCACGUGGUGAUUGGUCUGAAGACGACCAAGGGCACCAAGCAGCUCAAGCUGGACCCAACCAUCUACGAAAGCUUGCAGAAGGAGAAGGUUGAAGUGGGUGACGUCAUUUACAUUGAGGCCAACAGCGGCGCUGUGAAGCGUCUGGGUCGCUCAGACAACUUUGCGACCGAGUUUGACCUCGAGGCGGAGGAGUACCUGCCGUUGCCCAAGGGGGAUGUGCACAAGAAGAAGGAGAUUGUGCAAGACGUGACGCUGCACGAUCUGGAUGUGGCCAACGCGCGGCCGCAGGGCGGCCAAGACAUCGUCAGCAUGAUGGGCACGCUCAUGAAGCCCAAGAAGACAGAAAUCACGGAGAAGCUGCGCAAGGAGAUUAACAAGGUUGUCAACAAGUAUAUUGACCAAGGCACCGCCGAGCUGGUUCCUGGCGUCCUUUUUGUUGAUGAGGUGCACAUGUUGAACUUGGAGUGUUUUACCUAUCUUAACCGGGCGCUCGAGUCGACGUUGUCACCCAUUGUCAUUUUUGCCACCAAUCGUGGUCAUUGCACAAUCCGCGGCACAGACAUCCUGUCACCGCACGGCAUGCCGCUUGAUCUCUUGGAUCGCGUCAUGAUCAUCAAGCUCAUGCCCUACGGCCAGGAAGACAUGAAGCAAAUUUUGAAGAUUCGUGCUGAAGUUGAGGGUAUCACUGCUGAUGACGAGGCCCUAAACGAGCUUGCUGCCAUUGGCGUUGCCACGACACUGCGGUAUUCGGUGCAGCUGUUGACGCCCAGUUUCUUGCUCGCCCGCAUCAACGGUCGCGACGCGUUGUCCAAGGCCGAUAUUGCGGAAACCCACGUUCUCUUCAAGGAUGCCAAGGCCUCGGCACAGAUCCUGAUGGAAAAGGGAGCCAAGUUCCUUCUCUAAGUCUGUUUCAUGUCCUCAUGCUCCGUCGUGCUUCACAUGU